GUGCAUCCUACGAAAGCAGUAACGCACAUCUGCCACGUAACCUCAAUCCUCCAAAGGCAGCUAUAGUGCCAAUGGAUGAGGAAGGAAAACGUGAAAAAACAUUCCCUAGCUGUGUUUGUUUAUGGUGGUUGACAUGUGAUGGCAAGAACAAUGGGUCGGCUGUUUCGUUUCUCGGGUCCAUUUUCAACAUUGAGCGUUUUCGGGAAGUGUGGCUCUUUAUAACCAACCUACGACGCUGAAAUGAGGCAGCUCACCGCGACGACGAUGCAUGUCUUGUGGGUCCUUGUGGCCACUUGCCUGGUGCGCCAGAGCGGGGCGUUCCUGCCAAGCAACGCCGGCGUUUCGCUACCCGUGACCGACUACACCCUCACGGACAUCACGGCGCAGGGCAUCGUGCGUGCCGUGGCGAGGUACUUCGAAGAUACCAAUCCGGAUCGGUACCGUAAGGGCGAUCUUACGGGACUCAAUCCCUUGACUCCUUCGCGGUUGUUUCAGAGGCACUACGGAGAUUGUGUAUACUCCACCAAAUUUGAACGAGUCAUCAAAGCCAUACUGGACGCGAACAUUCAGAUAUCUAACAAAUACUCGCACAGGGCAGUCUGGCACUUUAACGGAAACCAAAUUGACAAUGGUAACCGCAAGAUGAUGGGCAUCCAGGACACCAUGCUGACCCUCCUUCUGGCGGGAGACGAGAGCACGCCUGACUACGAUGUGGCGCGCCAGUACUGUGGCCAGUUACUGCACAUGGCUCAGAGCUUCUACUCCAACACCAACUGGAUCGAGCUGCACCGAUGGCUUAACGAGGAUCCCGAUGAAAUCUUCACCUCCAGUGAACUAGGUAUACUUGAUCCGCUGUCUUUGCGCCAAAGCCCGGAGAGCGAAGGCAUGUGUCAAAACUGUGCCGGAAACAUUGCACGUCCCGAACUGCAAGAUUGCUCUGACAACCUUCGCCCCUACGUUCACUACCUUACCAGCGGCUACAGAAGCGGGCAGGAUGUGACAAAGCCAGCUGCCGACCCAGAAAGUGAUUGGGGGGCAUGCUCCCAUGGUGGUCUCUACGACACGUCCUGGACCGAGGUCGCAACUGGAGGCAUCAACAAGGAAUCCUCGGAUCCACGGCGAUCUCCGCACUACAGCCUCCACAAACAGGCCGCGCUGACGGCAAUACAAGCCACUGAGGACUUCUUCUACCACCCAGAAACUGGUCUGUACAGGCACAUUGGCGAGCAGAAAUUCCGCAAGCUGCUGAACCUGGACGCAGGCACUUCGCUGACUUUCGUAAUUGACGUUUCGGGAAGUAUGUCCAAUGAUGUCGCCGCCGUGAAAGAGGAGACGAUCCGCCUCGUGGGAGUGCACGCAGAAUCGUGCCUGGCGGCCUCCAAGUACGUCUUCGCACCGUUUAACGAUCCAGAUUACGGACCGGUCUUUGUAACCACUGAUGAUCAGAGAUGUGUGGAGUACAUCAACGCGCUAACUGCCAACGGCGGUGGUGACUGUCCGGAGUUGGCGAACAGUGGCUUGGAACUUGGUGUCCAGAACAGUAUCAAUGGAGCCAAUGUGUACGUGUUCACAGACGCCACCGAUAAGGACAGUGAGAAGGUGCCGGAUGUCCUGGCUCUAAUUGAGCAGAAGGAGGUCCGUGUCAUCUAUCUCUUAACCGGUACUUGCUCCUCCAGACGACGCAAAAGAGCGAUUGAUAAAUCGAGUGUGUCAGCGUCCUUUGUAAGUAUCGCCGCGGCAUCGGGCGGGGAGGUCUACCGGACAGACAAGAGUGGGAUCCGCGAACUGACACGAAUCGUGGAAGGCGAUAUCCGAGCCUCUCAGGUGAAAAUAAUCCAGAGGACUUCAAGGAGACAUAAUGCUUUGGAUGUGGACAUACCCGUCGAUUCCACCAUGAGGGAGCUCCUGGUGUCUGUUGUCGGGUCGCUGUCGAGUAACACCGUGAACAUCAUGAAACCCAAUGGUAUGGAGGGUACCCCGAGCGAGAUGGGGGCAAACGUUUACACCAGUUCGGACGUACAGCUUGUGUUCAGCAUCAACGUUACCGAGCCGAACGCCAAGGGCAACUGGCUGCUAAAACUACGAGGAUUGGAUUUGUCAACGGAGUACAGCGUCAAAGUGUCAGCAAACAGCCAUCUGGAUUUCACCUUCGAUAUUCUGGAAACGGACGCGACAGGCACUGCGUUUCCCAUAGACGGGAAACCAGUUGGGGGAGCUGAGGUGUUGCUCAUGAUCCAAGUGUCAGCUCCGGACGCUGCGUCCUCCGUCAGCGAGAUACGACUGCACAACUCGGCGGGUGACGCAACGCUCCUGACGGCAAGUGCUGAGCCAGUGACCGGUAGAACGGAAGGGUUAUUCACGGCGAGUCUUACUCUUCCCACUGAGCCUUUUUUUGUCAGCAUUGUCGGACGGGACACUCAGGGCAGGGAAUUACUCCGCACCCAGCCGUCUGAGAUCACAGUCGUAAAAUUCAAACUGGAGCAACUUCCCAGCAACAACACUAUAGAGGACCUUGUCCCUGGAGGUUACGGCAAAUUCGGCUUCCGAGUCGCCAACGACGGUCCGGGGGACACGCUGACCAUUUCCGUGUCGGUGCUGAACAGGACGUUGUCAUCAGCCGUCACGGGCUCGUUGGUCACCGCCCAGGUGUCACCGACCAGUAUGGUGCUUGCUACGGGGCAGACCAGGGAGGGACUGGUGACAGUCACCGCUACCCGGGACGUACCUGCUGGCACACCCGUCAAGGUGACACUUUUUGUCACGAGUUCGGUGUCUUCGUCCCGUAAUUUCCUGUUCAUUGAAGCCACGGUGUUUGCAGUACAGGAUGAAGUAGAUGAAAAUCCAGACGAAAACGAUCACAUCGCGCCGACCUGCAGCAUUCUAAGUUCUGGCGGUGGCUGCACGGCGGAUCAGCAGAUGGGACGUGACUGCCAACAGCACACAUGGUGGGUGCGCGCCCGUGCCAUGGACGACGCCAUCGUGACUGAGGUAGCACUGGUCCCUGAGAUCAAGAGCGGUGGUACAGGCAAACAGUCUCUCGUCUAUGAGAACUUUACUGCUGACGAUAUGACCUUCCUGUACAGUGCCAGCUGUUGUUGUCCUAUGGUCCAAUUCACCGUUCGUGAUGGGGCCAACAACAAUGUAUCGUGUGGGAUGGGUCACUACACCGUUCGUGAUGGGGCCAACAACAAUGUAUCGUGUGGGAUGGGUCACUACACCAAGCCGUCUGGACAAAUAGAUGAACCUGUCAGCAACGGACUGAUGCCCAUCCCUCUUGGUCUGAGUACCGGCAUGAUCGGCGCUACGGCUGCGGUCAUCGUUGCGAUGUUGAUCAUAGCGGGCGCCCUCAGGUCUAGAGCCUAGAGGCACUCUCCUACAAGAACCUGCAGCACAAAGUCGUCGAGACGGAAAACGAUUACAGAAUAAAGUUUAAUUUAACCGAAUGCGUAAACAGGAUUCCUACAGAAUUCAGUGUAGUCGGCCUGAUUUGGGAUUGUAAUCGAGUCGAUUACAACUCAGUCACAAUUUGUGUCGUAAGUAACUGGGAAAGCUUAAUUGUCCCUAGCCUUGAAUGACUUGUGAUUGAAUUGAACCGGUUGACAUUUUGAGUUGAUUCGUAUUACACUUUGCAAACUCACCCAAAAACAAACUUCUUCAUAUUGUGAGUAUAAAUUAACAGCUGGUCAAUCAGCAAAAAAUCAUAUGGCAAACUUAGUCGUUCUUAGAAUUUUGAAAGUCUUACGGAAGGCAACUUUGAUGAAUCAUAUCUUUAAACUAGAUUCUAAAGAUACAUGUAGCUCCACAGAGAAUGAUUAGAAAUUUGCCAAAUUGACCACUACGUAUACCGCCUACUAUAUACUGAUCAAAUCACUAGACAUAAUUUUUGUCGUACGGCUAGACUCAUUCGACUCGUUUUAACAGGUAUGAUAAACGAUUGAAGUAUGUUUUUUGCUUGCAAAAAAAGAAGAACUGAUUACCGAGCUGUUCUCUAAAUUAUUGAAAACUGUUUUCGACAUGUUUCUGUAGUUUUCUCCAAAAGGUUUUGCACGUAAACAAACUUCUAUGUUUAAGCUUAGAUUUUGAAACAGGAUUAGACAAUUUUUCUGUGAACUAGAUUAAAGCUAGAGUGCCCAAAUAACUCACACGCAUAUUCGCCAAAGAUGUCUAUUUGAAGGUAAAGGAGUGGAAAAAGUUACAGAUUGUUAAAGGCCCUUUAAUGCAAUAAUUGAAAAUGUACCUUUGAGUCCCAUCUAACCGUAUUUUCACAUUUCAUUUUGCCAUUUUCAAAGGUAUUUUAGUGCCUUUUCGGUUUUUAUGCAAAUGAAGCUUUCCAUCAAUUCAUGAGCAAAUGUAUGAUGUCAUUUUGAAACCUCAAUGUAACA
Messenger RNA from Patiria miniata (bat star), 4382 nucleotides. RefSeq names its product von Willebrand factor A domain-containing protein 7-like. Lineage: Eukaryota; Metazoa; Echinodermata; Asteroidea; Valvatida; Asterinidae. The record is from RefSeq and is a predicted model, not a curated record. The coding region runs from base 241 to 3363 and encodes 1040 amino acids. The transcript has 19 exons.